Messenger RNA from Amoebophrya sp. A120, 2681 nucleotides. The record is from the annotation of a GenBank genome assembly. Lineage: Eukaryota; Dinophyceae; Syndiniales; Amoebophryaceae.
AUGCAUAUGCAAGUUAGUAAGUACUAUCUGCGCGAGCGAGACUCAUUUAUCAUUAUCGCACAAGUGCUGACUGCUUGGUCUCGUAGCUGCUCCCGAAGAUCUCGAACAAGCUAUGACCACAAGUUGUACCUGAUAGCUUCUGAGAUGUUGAAUUUAUUGAGACACCGUGAAAAUGAGGAACUUAGGUCUACUUUUAUUCAAUCUGUACCUGGUACUCUGCACUCGAUCAUGACUUCUUCCAGCAUAUGUUGUUCAGAAGUUGUCAACUCAAGUGAUAAAGCCUGCUAUCAAAAGUCAAAAGUUGCCGGGCCGUUCCGCUACGAAAUGAUACUGUAAUACUUUUAUUUAUGCACUAUACAAAUCAAAAAACCGGAGAAGAUUAAAGAUAUCGCGAGCUGCUUUCUAAUUUUUGCCUUUUUCGAAAUGUUUGCAUCCUUAGACAAGAACUCGUCCCAUAUCUAUGGUGAGGAGCUGCGCGAAGGAUGUCGAAACAAAAAUCAUCAUGUUGUUUUGCUGUACUAUAACAAUAACUGUUCCCUAGAAAUGUAGUGAAUUUUGUGAAUUUCGAAUGUUAUAAAAAGAAGCUAUCGAUUAUGAAUCGGAAAAGAACCUAAAUCGAAGCUUUGACUUUCUGGUCCAAUUGAGGUGAUUAGUGAAAACUCCACGUCGCCACAAUUCAUCCUUCUAGAGUCGAAUUCAUAGUGGAGAAGAAAGAGAAUUUGUUGAGAAGGAUUUGUAUAGCAAACAGACCACACCUAAAGAACGCUACUAAGGAUCGAGAAUGAUGAUGAAAAGUAUGACCACAUCUGCAAAAAAUCAGUACUUUAUAUUUUCUGUAAACCCGCCACCGCCUGGAUGUAUUUUUAACGUCAACUUACUACUUAUGAUCUGCAUUAUUUUUAAAGCAAGAACUAGGCACUGACUCUUUCUAUGCACAAGCAUGGAGUACAUGGCCAAUUCCAACUUUUUUCCAAGAAAUAAAGGGACCACAACAUAGCUAUGAAGGCACAGCAGGUGGCAUGAAGUACAUGGCCAAUUCCUACUUUUUUCCAAGAAAUAAAGGGACCACAUAGCUAUGAAGGCACAGCAGGUGGAAUGAAGAACGUGGAGGAGUUUUUUGCCAAUCUCUACUUUCUAUAUUGGCCAGAGCCAGUCUGCUGGUGUACAUGAGAAACAUCAAAUGAGUGGCACUAUUAAAUUGGUACAGAAAAUUUGCUCCCGAGCUGUGGCGGUAGAGGUAUUUUUGUCAAACUUAUCGUCUAUUUUUUCUUCGCGCCCUUUACUACAGCACCCUAGUAAAACAAGUUGCCGCUCAUGUAGAUGUACGAUAAAUUGCUGUAGUACCAAAGAACCCCCCUACCAUUCGACCUUUGCUGGUCGGGUGAGACCGAAAGAAUUAUCGACCUUUACUGAUCGGGUGAGACCGAAAGAAUUUGCUGCAAAUGAAGUUUAUUUUAUCCCCCCGCCGGUCGUUACAGCUUGCUGGCCAUUUCUAUUUGUGGCCCUGCUUAUUUACAACCAGGAAGGUCAAGGUGAAUUUCCAUGCGCAGCAGAGUUUUUCUCAUCUUUAUCAAUCUCUUUGGGUACGACACGCAAGAAUUACGAGCCUAGCUACUGAACACCUUGCUGGUUCGCUGCUGCACUAUGGACUAGAAAACGAAACAAAUAAUAAGAAAGAAGGAGAAUAAACGAAGAUGGUAGAUCAUUUGAGAGAAAAAUACAUCCUCCACCGACUCAGCAAGGAGUAUGAUUUCGGUACUUUUUAUACUUUUUCCUAGCUGGAAACCUGAAGAUGAUGUGAACGAAGUGCAAGUGGGUGAAUUCAAAAAAGAUUUCUCUCAACUUCGCUUCGCUACAUGAUUUUUCAUUUUCUUUACUAGUACUACAUAAAAGCGAACGACAUAUAUCUUCUAAUUUGGCACUGCAAGCGUCCUGUAGUUCUCCUGACAAGGAAUCUGAAAAAUAGUUAGCCGACAAAAAACUACACGCAUAUUGCUCAUGCUCCACCCGUACCGUACGCGGUGAGUGUUUGUGGUAGAGCGAGUUGAUUUUUUUGUUGGUGAGUGUGAAGAAAGAACAUGAUCAAGACCACUUGUUCCAUGGGAGAAAGAAUAAAGCAGGAGCUUCACACUUAACGGGAGGGGACAAUUAUACACAAAAAAAAGUACAACAAAUGAUAAAAGGCGCUUUGAUAUUUGAAAGGAGUGCAAGUGCUGAAGAUCCUACAAAUAAGUAGCCGCAUUGCGAUGGACGUUUGUAACGUUUGGAGGCUCAAUUGUUCCUAAGCGAAGUGAAAACUUAGGUGCAAUUUCAGCUUUUGACGUUUUCAUCGGAUGUCCUGCACAUGGUAUCGAUACAACACGAAAUUGUCCCCACUGAACUGCUAGUACAUCAAAAACUGUACACCAAGCAACUAACUACUCCGCUUGCUUUUCAUCUUAUCUGCGCUUUAUUUUUCAGUACGGCAAGGGUAAGCUAAUGUUAAGCAGAACGGAGGUAGAGAACAAAUUGGGAGGAAGAUAUGGUCGCACGCUCGUAGUACUCUGUCGUGCGGAAAACACUAACUUCUGCAUUUUGAACCACAACCCGUUGCUCGUUGAUUUUACAAUUUACUACCCCGAAAAAAUGAAAAAUGAAAAAAUAUAUACGUUUCGACGUGUGAGGAGGCACUAGUGUUGAGC